GCGGCUCGUUUGUAAAUAGUACGGCCUUUGAGCCUUAGCAGCACGGUUUCUCGGUUGGAUUUCAGGCUGAGGCGGUAGCGGUACUGCGAGGGUGGUUAGAAGAAGGAUGGGCAUCGCGGACGAGGCGGACAGGACGCUGUUUGUGGGCAACCUGGACCCGCAGGUGACUGAGGAACUGCUCUUCGAACUCUUCCUGCAGGCUGGUCCCCUGAUUAAGGUGAAAAUCCCGAAAGACAACGAUGGGAGGUCUAAGCAGUUUGGGUUUAUUAACUUCAAACAUGAGGUGUCUGUCCCUUAUGGGAUGCAGUUGCUCAACGGAACUCGGCUUUUCGGAAGACCUCUCAAAAUACAGUUCCGUUCCGGAAGCAGCCAUAUAAACCAGGAGGGAAACAGUCCAGGCCAGUCUCAGAGUCCCAGCCCUUGUAACACACCCACUCACCGGGGUGGCAGGUACGACAGGACAAUGGACCAGAUGGGCUCCCCGUCUCAUUCCCCCCCUCAGCCCCUGCUCAGGUCCUUCUCGCAUACAGAUAAUCUGCAGCGACAGGCUGUGAUGAACACGUGGCAGAUGCACACAAAUGGCAGCUUCUACGGUAACUAUGGGCAGGGCCCAGGUGGAGAUCAUGGAUAUGGGGGCUCCUGGCAGCAGGAAAGCAGCCCAUCAUCCAGGGGGCUCUGGCACGGCUACCAGCAUGGGAACAACAGAGACCACUACAGCAGGGAGCAACGCCACAGUGAGCAGGGCUCUGAGCGGCACCACCGUAGCCAGCGUGGUGACCACUACUACCACGACGAGAGGAGCGGUGGCGGGGGGCGGAGCCGCGAUUACCCGGAGAGACACAGGGAUGGCGCAAGAGCUGCCCGCUGGAGACGAUACUGAUACAGAGGGUAUCCUUUUUAAAUGUUUUAUACUCAUUUUAAACAUAUCUUUAUAUGAAUGGUUUGUGUUUUAACUGCCUCAACAACUAGGUGCUCCAUGUUAAUACCAGCAUCAUGAGAAGUGAAUACUAGCAGGCCCCAGAUACUGCACCACAGUGUCUCUCUAAGUGCAUUAAGUGCCUGCAAAAUUCAACACCUUUUGGAGAGCAAUUUUUUGUUUCCAAGAAAAAAAAAAAAAAAUCAAGAUUAUAAAUGUCGGAAAGAGUUAAUUCCAAAACGGGUCACAUUUUGAAGGUAAACAUUUCUACUGUAGGAUCUCUGUUAAAAAUGUGCUUUAAAAGCUUUUUAAAGUAAGCAUAAUCAUUUGGACACAUCUCUUUGGCAGUCUAUGAAAUCGUGAACUCUGUAACAAGACCAGUUGUAUUUUUUAAAUUAAUUAUUUUCUUAUUUUCUCAGAUGUUUUUUGGAUUUUAAGUGGUUGUAACUGUCAAGCAAAAUGGAAUAGUUUUGAGCUUGUGUGUAUUGUUGGGAGGAGCUGAGAUUGAAGAUUGAAGAAUUCUUGUCUUCACCGUUAAAACCUGAGAUACAGUUGUCAGUUUUUAAAAGACUUUACAAAUUACCAGCCCAGAAUUUUUUGUAUGUAUAUUUUACAUAUUAAAAGUGGCACAUUGCCAUGGAUAUGAACUGCCAGUGACAUACAAAUAUUUUGUAUUUAUAAAGGUGUACAAACUUUUUUUUGUUAA
Molecule: messenger RNA, 1622 nt
Organism: Scleropages formosus (Asian bonytongue)
Lineage: Eukaryota; Metazoa; Chordata; Actinopteri; Osteoglossiformes; Osteoglossidae
Gene: rbm7
Product: RNA binding motif protein 7
Exons: 5
Coding region: 107-880 (257 amino acids)
Biological process (GO): regulation of alternative mRNA splicing, via spliceosome
Cellular component (GO): nucleus
Molecular function (GO): single-stranded RNA binding
Source: RefSeq, a predicted model, not a curated record